ACUGAUAAAGACGUAUUCUAUGCGUAUGUGCUUCGCAAAAUAAUAACAAAAUGGAGGCUGCCGGACAGGUUUCAUCUGCUUUCAACAUUGGAGUGUUCAAAGAACCUCGAGGUUUUAUCAAGAUACUUGAAUUUGUGCUGUCUAUAUUUGCCUUUGCUACAACCACUAGUCAUGACACCUCUACUACCUUCACUGUGCUAAAUUGUGAUUCAGACAACAAAACCCAUAAAUAUGUUUAUGAGUAUGGAUAUCCUUACGACCUGGAAAGUGUAUGUAAGGACGUGUGUGGCAAACAAGUCUGCUUCCUCUCUGGCUCGAAGUCAUCUGCUGAGUUCUACGUGUUUGUUGGUGUCAUUGUGUUCCUGUACUGCCUGGGGGCACUGGUGCUCUACAUCUUCUUUGAUGACUUCUACAGGAGAAACACAAGAGUCAUCAUAGCUGACUUUGUCAUCUCCAUUGUGCUGACACUGCUGUGGAUCAUAGGGUCCUCAGCCUGGGCUUCUGGGGUGUCUGACGUCAAGAUGUACACUGAUCCAGUCGAUGGCGGCCUCUUUACUAAAGAACGCAUUCCAGAAUGUGCUGCGGACACGAAGGCUUGCACAGUAGACAGCCUGGGCAACUUCGCCAGUCUUAAUGUAUCCCUUAUCUUUGGAUUUUUGAACUUCCUGGUCUGGGUUGGUAACCUGUGGUUCCUGUACAAGGAAACCCCCUGGUUCAAAGUUCAAGCUAAACCACCCACUGAACCAGUUCCUGUUUUCUCCAUAGAAAAUGCAUAGAUAACUCCAGUGACAGCUCAAGUUAUCUUGUCUUUAGCUUAGUCCUUACACAACAGCCCGCCAUCAGUAUAGUAGACAGUGUGAUACCAUCUGUGUGUGAUACCAUCUGUGUGUUAAGCCAUUCAUGUAUGAUGCCAUCUGUGUUGUGGUAUCAUCUUUGUAUGAUACCAUCUGUGUGUGAUACCAUCUGUGUGUGAUACCAUCUGUGUGUUAAGCCAUUCAUGUAUGAUGCCAUCUGUGUUGUGGUAUCAUCUUUGUAUAAUACCAUCCAUGUAUGAUACCAUCUGUGUGUGGUACCAUCUGUGUGUGGUACCAUCCAUGUAUGAUACCAUCUGUGUGUGGUACCAUCUGUGUGUGGUACCAUCCAUGUAUGAUACCAUCUGUGUGGUACUAACAAGUCCAUCACCACUGUGGUGGUCAGUGUGAUACCAUCUGUCUAUUAAACCAUCCAUGUAUAAAACCACCUGUUUGGUAUCAAUACCAUCCAUGUAAGAUACCAUUGGUACUACGUGUCUAUGUAGAUGUACCACCAUCCAUAUGUGUGUUGUGCAAUGAGAAUCUCAGGAUCUCAUAUCUAUUAAUAUUAUAUUAUGUUAAUGUUAGAUUGUAACUUUUGUUUAGCUGUAACACUAGUAGCAGGCAAUCAGUUUCAUCUCAACAUUUAUAAAGAUGAUUUAAUUGUGGUAAUGACUUCAGGAUUAAUCUCAAGAGAAACAUGGGGUGGGGUGGAAUUGAAGAUACCAGGGGAAGUAACUAAUGAUGUUGAUACAAGGGAGAUAAUGUUCGGUCAUUUGAAGGGUAGAAAAUAUUUAAAGAUAAUCAAAAUAGAGACACCACAAAGAUAACCAACAGAAUCUCAAUAAGAUCUUUAUUAUAACUUUGAUUUAUAUUGCUUUAAUUUAUAACUUUGAUUUAUAUUGCUUUAAUUAUGUAAGUUAUUAGUGGUGUAUGGGAAUUUGUCAGGCUGUAUGGUAUGCCCUUUGUGCUGCCGUAAGUGGCAAGUGUUAGACAGUUUGUGUUAGAGCCUAACAAGAGAUGACAUAGAGGCUAGCCAGUUGUUGUAGCUUUUGAUGACACUGAGGGUAUCCACCAGCAGUGGCACCCACUCAUUAUAAACCUGUCCUCUCCACAUCCAUUGAAUGAUGUCCCAUGGGUUAUGCUUGUGUUGAUUGUGUACUGUAUUCCCCCAGGCCAACAUAGUCCCAUUACUGGAAAUGUGUAUUAGCAGAGACAGUCCUGUGUAAGUAAAAUAUGGGCUAGCUAAGUUUGCAUCUCUUUGGAUUCUUCUGAUUUUAUCCAAGAGGUUUCUUUUUUUUUUUUUUUUUCUUUGGAUGUUUUGUGGUGGUUGGAGUCAAAGCAGAACAUUUCUCUGACUAGAUCUAGUCAUGAAACCAUGAAAGAUAGAAACACUGACAUGAAUGUGUAAGUUUGACAGCAAGUAAAGUGACUAGUUCAGCAUAAAGUUGACAUUACAGUCACUGGUUCAGCGUAAAGUUGACAUUACAGUCACUGGUUCAGUGUAGAGUUGACAUUACAGUCACUGGUUCAGUGUAGAGUUGACAUUACAGGCACUGGUUCAGUGUAGAGUUGACAUUACAGUCACUAGUUCAGUGUAGACAUUACAGUCACUGGUUCAGUGUAGAGUUGACAUUACAGUCACUGGUUCAGUGUAGAGUUGACAUUACAGUCACUGGUUCAGUGUAGAGUUGACAUUACAGUCACUGGUUCAGUGUAGAGUUGACAUUACAGUCACUAGUUCAGCGUAAAGUUGACAUUACAGUCACUGGUUCAGUGUAGAGUUGACAUUACAGUCACUGGUUCAGUGUAGAGUUGACAUUACAGUCACUGGUUCAGUGUAGAGUUGACAUUACAGUCACUGGUUCAGUGUAGAGUUGACAUUACAGGCACUGGUUCAGUGUAGAGUUGACAUUACAGUCACUAGUUCAGCAUAAAGUUGACAUUACAGGCACUGGUUCAGUGUAGAGUUGACAUUACAGUCACUAGUUCAGCAUAAAGUUGACAUUACAGGCACUGGUUCAGUGUAGUUGACAUUACAGUCACUGGUUCAGUGUAGAGUUGACAUUACAGUCACUGGUUCAGUGUAGUUGACAUUACAGUCACUGGUUCAGUGUAGAGUUGACAUUACAGUCACUGGUUCAGUGUAGAGUUGACAUUCAAGCACUGACAAACUCCAUUAUUUUCUCCACUUGUCCACUAGACACUCAUAGUUAUACAAUGAUAAAAGCAUUUUUUGUUACACAAUUAUUUUUCUUUCAUUCUUGUGGGUUCUUGUUUUUUUAUUAUUAUUUUACUACUAUACAUUAGUAUCAUUUGUACACUUUUGUAUGCAAAUCAGUAAUUUUAAAAAAUAACUUUUUCUAAUAAUAUUAAAUAUAUACUUAAUAACAUAAUUUGAAUUAUUUUAUAUAUUAACAAUGAAAUAAUGAUCUGUGUAAGAACUUACACGAUGAACUAAUAAUUUAUCCUAAUACAUAAAAUAAACAAAUAGCGACCAUUGACUGGUUGGGUUCUCUCCUGCACACAGGUGGAUGCAUGUUGUUAAGAUUGCAAAUAAAUCUUUUGUUUACAAAAACUCUGAGAGAAAUGUGCUUUCCUUGCAUGCCUCCCCCUUUUGUUUGGCUUUUGCUACUUUGUUGCUGCUAAAUGGUGUUUGUGUGUUUGUGAACCUAGCAUGUGAACAGCCAGGCUACCUAAAGACAUGUUGCUUCUUGAUGCUCACUGGAUGCAGCCCCUUCAAUACAUGCAUGUGUUUGUCCCAUAGAUCAGCUGUAAAAACACCUUGAAUGGGUGGCAACAACAUAACACAUUGGUGGUGGUGAUCAGUGUAGGAACAAUGGAUUCACUCUACACAUUCAAUCUACCAGCAGCCAAACUUGAAAUAUACAAUAGAAUACAUCACAAUAUCAACCUUUCACUUUUAGUUUAGGUACAGAAUUAGUACAACACUCUAAUAUAAAAUAUUUGAAACUGGAUAAAACUAUAUCUAACGACUGAAGAGAAAUGAACUUACAAAACUUAAAAUUGUGGAAUGUUAAUUUUGUAUGUGUAUGUAGCAGCUGACAGUGUCAGAGCUAUGUCUAGAUGUGAAAACUCUUGGCUUUUAUGUUGGUUGAAUUGGUAAACACAGCAAAACUUAGACACACCAUGAUGAUGUGAACUGCCUUGAUUUUUAUGGGGGCUUCAACUUUCAACAUUAUUGAACUGUCGCAUAUUCAAUGGAUUGAUUCUACAUUCCCAACUGUAAAUCAAAUGUAUUAACACACUACAUUAUACUUACAAUAAAGCAGUUAUUUUUUGUUUCUGCUGGAUAAUCACAAACAAAUAGGGAUAAUUAAUACAAAUAAUACAAGCAACUGCUAAUAAAACUGACAUUUAUAAUUGUAUUAUGAAUAAAAUAAUAAAUAGCUUUAAGUGUCUGUUAAUAAUCAUAAAAUGAUUUACUUGGACAAAACAAAACUUAAAAUUCUUCUUGACAUAGUAGUUAACUUAUAAAUGGUAUAGAGCAUCUUAUCUCCAAUAAUAUACCAAACAUCUGGGGUGUCAAUUGACUAAAUGUGAGCUACUCAGGGGACCAAACUCUCCUGAAGGAAGUCUACUAAUCAACUCAUCUUGUGUAAUAUAUUUAAGUUAUACCAACUAUCAAACAAGUAAUGUACAACUUAUAUAAGUAACUUGUUUUAUUCCUACAAUUUGGGGUAGGUUUAAAUUGAAAGUCAUGUGAUAAAAUGUGUUAUCAAGAACCAUUGUGCAAUAUUCAAAUAUCCUAAAACUUGUUCAUAAGGACGUGUAAAAUGAGUGGUGGUUGUUAAUAAUGUAAAAUAACUUGAAGUGGAAAGACGGAAUUACCAUACAAUAAACUUACAUAACAAAGGCUUCUGUGUGUCUGGUGCAACUACCAUUCGGAAACAUGACAACACGUGCAGUCACUUGGAUAGAUCUGCACAGUCAGCAGUGUUUAGUGUUGUUAAAAAAAAUAGUCACCUACGCUUAUUGCUGCUCACCGCUUGUUUCUGCUCGCUGGUUCACAUCUGAUAUGCUGUAUCAAGCCAUCUCAGAGAACCUGAUCAUCCUCAGCUUGUUACAUUUUUUAUGUACAAUCAUAAACUCCAGACUUGCCAUAAUUAAACAUAAUGUGAGGGUACAGAUGUUGUUUGACUGGAUGUUUGCGUGAAGCUGUAUUCAGUUUGUACAACCAUUGUGUAUGGAGUUUUGCAUACUUAAUAUGAGCAUUUAUAUUUGUAUGGAAUUCAUACUUUGUAUAACCAUUCUGAUUUGUUUGGAGUUGUAUUUUGUAUGACCAUUGAUCCCUUGUACAU
Messenger RNA from Physella acuta, 5113 nucleotides. Its product is annotated as synaptophysin. Gene Ontology annotation, cellular component: synaptic vesicle; synaptic vesicle membrane. The record is from RefSeq and is a predicted model, not a curated record. NCBI's taxonomy places the organism in Eukaryota, Metazoa, Mollusca, Gastropoda, Physidae.